AUGUCACAAACAACAGAGGAAGAAACUACCAAUGAAAGUCCUGCCAAACCUGAAGAUAUCAAAACUGUACAGCUUUUAGCCAAAGGACUGUUGGAAAUAUAUGAACCCCCUUUAGUUACAUUAAAUACUCACCUGAAGGAAUUGACAGAAAAACAAGAAGCAGUACACAGCUUGUUAUCCUCAGAAAGACGAAGACUAGAAGAUCUGCAGAAUGAUGCUAUGCUGGAUGCUUUAUUAGCCGACAUAGCAACAAAUAAAGAGAAGCUAACAUCACUAACAAAUACAAUGAUUACUUUACAUAAAAGAGUGCAGUCUUUGCAGGUGAGAGCGGCCAAUGUUGAGAAGGCAGCCAAAUGUAAAACAUCAAAUCAGCCAAAACCAACAACUAGU
This is a messenger RNA of Brenthis ino (lesser marbled fritillary), 390 nucleotides long. Lineage: Eukaryota; Metazoa; Arthropoda; Insecta; Lepidoptera; Nymphalidae. The record is from the annotation of a GenBank genome assembly.